GGCGGUCAGCAAGGAAUGGACCAAGCACGUCCAACCUGCGCAGCGUGGACCAGGGUGGUGGGGUUGUACUCGGGGACCCCGCGUAGGUGAGGUGAUGUUGCAGGGAAUCUAGUCACACCAGGUGCGAGAGGCCCAAAUCCGCUAUCCUCCAAGCAGUCUUUGGUCACAAGAUGUCACAAGCAAGAUCAGAAAUUUAGUUGACCGCAGUGACACUGUCUCCCUGUAAGCCUUCCUAGUAGCACAUUGCUGUGGGAUUUGUGGGCCAGCAACGAGGACAUUGGAGACAAGCUAAAGCUGAAGUUCAAACAUGUGCGGGAUGCCUUCAGGCCCUUGAAUCUCCAAAGGUUAGGAAAGAUCAAUCGCGAAGAGAUGCGCAGCUUCUUCCGUGGCUUUGGGCACCCCAAGGAUGUGGCAGAUCGUGUCUUUGACCUUCUGCAGGACAAGGCUGGUGAGGUGGAGUACGCCGUGUUCAUGUCUCACUUCGAAUCAGUUCUGGGGCGGGACUUUCGGCAGCUGACACAGGCGCCCAUCAUUGCGUUGGAGGAUCCUCUCGCCAGUCGAGAGGCGAACUGGGGAAGCCUUCAAGCUGCAGCCUUGGACGUUCGCACUUUGGGCACUUUGGGCACUUGGGGCACUUGGGUCACAGCACGGAACUGGGUUUCACCAGAUGGUCUGUGGGGUCCAGUCCCAGAUGCCGAUUUCUUCGGUUUUCUCCGCUUCCAGCCCUUCUUUUGGGAGGCUUACCGCAUCUUGGAUUACGAACAAGGACGGCAAGGUCAGCUGUCAGGAAAUGCGAAACUUUGCCAAAAGGCCCGGCUUGGCGUCUCGGCACGAGCAUCAGAUCAGCUGUUCUUCGCGCUGGAUGUGGACAAGAUCGGCUACUGGGUGUGGUGUUUCGCGUGUUUUAGGUUGGAUCAACUACCUGCAGUGGUGGCCCUGGAUCCGAAAUAUCGUAGCAGCGCAGAGCAGUGCAGGUUCAAUGGGGACAAGGCCCUUGUUCGGCGAGAGCUCCUCCGCCGUGGCUACCGCCCCGCGCGGGUCAGCCAGCUGCUCCUGGAGUGCGACCAAUUCCCUCCUCAAAACCAGCGGCAGCGCGACAGGCAGAGCUUCCAGGACGUGGUCACAGGCACCAUGAUGGAGCUGCAGAGGCUCCGCAUGGUGCGCAAGAACCUGCUGGGGGUGGCGCGCCGCUUCCGCCAAAGGCGGAUCAGCGGCAGGAGGAGGUGGGUCCGGAAUGUGCAACGACACAUCCGGGCCCUUCUCAACCAAGUGCACAUCCGAGAACAGGAGAGCGGCAAACAGAGCACAGAAGUCGCCGCACAGGCCCCCCUCCCACCGGACGAGCACAAAGCCGACAUUGCCAGCCACCAGCCCAAGGAGCUGGUGGCUAGGAUUGAACGGAAUGAGUGGAGCGGUAAGCUCCACCUCGGCCGCUUCGAGGAUCACAAGCUAUUUUUGUGGCUUGUCUUCGACGAGGACGGAUUGGCUCAAGGGCACAAGGUGGGACGGCAUGCCGUACCACGUGAAACCACCACUGGGGUAUCGGGGGCAGGCUCCUUGACCACCAAAAUCCCGCCACACGUGGAACCACCGGUGCCCAAAGUGGGUCUGCAGACUCAGCUUGGCAAUGAUACGACUGCGGUGGUCGGCCAGAUAAUUUUCGACGCCGUCCCAGUGGUGAAACCCAUUCGGCCCUUGGACUGCAAGGAACCCUGCGUCCAGGCCACGACCUUGAAGCACUUGACCAAGUACGGCUUGCUCCUGGCCCCACCAGGCGCAGAUGUGCCCAUUGCGGUGGUGAGCAGCAAUUUUGAGACCAAUUCCAGCAGGCUUUUGCUCGUGGUGCCUGCACCAGGCGAUGCAGCAAUUUGGGAUCCCACUCUGGGUGAGCAUGGCAAUGUGGCGCACAUGAUGCUUUGGGCGGAGGCCAAUGGUUACGCCAGUGCCUUCUUCAGUCACCAGGCGCUAAGCGCGGCGCCAGCAGAGAACUGGGACCGCGUGGUGCGUGGGUCGCCGGCCAGGCAUGCCACAGUCAUCGUGGCCUCCGGCAUGUUGAACUGCCUCCAAGCUGCUCUGCAGUCUGUGCAUCCACUUCUGUUUUCGCGCUUCCGCACGGUCUGCAUCUUCGGGGCGGAUACUCUGGAGGACUUCAAUGCUGAGACGCCUGAGCUGAGGCGUCACCUGGAAGGUUCCACAGUGGCAAUCCCAUCAACGUGGCAACAGCUGGAAACGCAGGUGGCGUACCAAUAUCUCUUCGAACUCCUUCGAGAUAAGGAGGAGCGCUGGCAUACCUUGGAACUGAAGAAAUAUGCUGGCUACCAGGGGCUGAAAGAGAAUGACAUGCCUGGACUGAAGCGUAUGGGUGUGGACCAACGUGUACAGCGCCUGGACCGUGACCGCAAUGACGAUGAAUUGGCUCGGCUGCUGAAGAAGCACGAGGAGGCCCGAUCCAAGGCGGAAGAUAGCGAGGAGGAACCGGGCAUCGACUGAGCAUCGACGCCGCGAGCUUUAGCAGUCCACCGCGCUCUGUGUAGGAUGCCAUCCAGAGUUGCAGUUGGGGAGCUGGUGAUGUGAUGUGGAUUGGAUGCC
Molecule: messenger RNA, 2589 nt
Organism: Cladocopium goreaui
Lineage: Eukaryota; Dinophyceae; Suessiales; Symbiodiniaceae
Source: the annotation of a GenBank genome assembly